This is a messenger RNA of Colletotrichum gloeosporioides, 1848 nucleotides long. Its product is annotated as Molybdenum cofactor biosynthesis protein 1. Lineage: Eukaryota; Fungi; Ascomycota; Sordariomycetes; Glomerellales; Glomerellaceae. The transcript is spliced from 2 exons. Gene Ontology annotation, biological process: Mo-molybdopterin cofactor biosynthetic process. Bases 1 to 1848 code for a protein of 615 amino acids. Gene Ontology annotation, molecular function: metal ion binding; cyclic pyranopterin monophosphate synthase activity; GTP 3',8'-cyclase activity. The record is from RefSeq and is a predicted model, not a curated record.
AUGAGACACAGCAUGCUGCCUCGCACGGCGCUGCGCAGCGGGCGCAUGCCACGGAAUAGCAGGUCGCAGUUGGGGUGGACGCCGCAGGCGAGGUGUCUGAAUGCGGCCGCUGCAGCUCAGGUCACACCGAACACCCAACGGCAACCACUAUCACGCCGCGAACUCAUAAAGGAUGCGAAACCCUUCUCCGAUUUUCUCACCGAUAACUUUCACCGGCAGCACGACUACCUCCGCAUCUCCGUUACGGAACGCUGUAACCUCCGGUGCGUGUACUGCAUGCCAGAAGAGGGGGUGCCACUAUCGCCGACGAGGGAACUCUUGACGACCCCCGAGAUUGUACUGCUGUCCUCCGUGUUUGUGUCACAGGGAGUCUCCAAGAUCCGGCUGACGGGGGGAGAGCCGACGGUGCGGCGAGAUAUCGUGCCGCUCAUGCACCAGAUCGGGGCGUUGAGGCCCCACGGACUGAAGGAGCUAUGCCUCACCACCAACGGCUUGUCACUGCAUCGAAAGCUUGACUCCAUGGUGGAGGCCGGUCUCACCGGCGUCAAUUUGAGUCUCGAUACUCUGGAUCCGCACAUGUUCACCAUCAUGACCAGGAGGAACGGGUUUGACGCCGUCAAGAAGAGCAUCGACCGGAUCUUUGAGCUCAACAAGCACGGCGCGGGCAUCAAGUUUAAGAUCAACUGCGUCGUCAUGCGCGGCCGCAACGACCACGAGAUUGUCCCCUUUGUCGAGAUGACACGGGAAAAGGACGUCGAGGUGCGCUUCAUCGAGUACAUGCCCUUUGACGGCAACAAGUGGAACCAGGGCAAGAUGCUGGGCUAUGCAGAGAUGCUGGAGAUGAUCAGGGAAAAGUUCCCCUCGCUGGAGAAGGUCAAGGACCACAAGAACGACACGAGCAAGACAUGGCGCAUACCCGGCCAUGCUGGAAAGAUAGGAUUCAUCACGAGCAUGACGCACAACUUUUGCGGCACCUGCAACCGCCUACGCAUUACCAGCGACGGAAACCUCAAAGUGUGUCUCUUUGGCAACACCGAGGUCUCGCUACGGGACAUCCUGCGCAAGUCGAACAACGGUGACCCCAUUGACGAAAAGGCUUUCGAGGCAAUGAAGCAGAUCGAGAUGGACCGUCGGCAGGGACUGGCAGACGCCGAGAAGCCGCUUGGCACAGCGCUCAACGAGGCAGAGCUUCUCGGCGUCGUUGGCAUGGCGGUCAAGAGGAAGAAGGAGAAGCACGCGGGCAUUGGAGAGCUGGAACACAUGAAGAACAGGCCGAUGAUUUUGAUAGCCCGCCUCUUCUCCUCCACGCCUUUGCGACGGGUCUCACGCUCACCGGAAGACGAUGCCGCUGCCCCCGGGGAUCCCACCUUGACCCACGUGUCCCCAACCGGCUCGGCCCGCAUGGUCUCCAUCUCGUCCAAGGCCCCGACCGCCCGCGUCGCCAAGGCGGUCUGCACCGUGACCUUUUCCACGCCGACGGCCCUCCGCCUCGUGCGCGCGAGCCAGAUGAAGAAGGGCGACGUCCUCGGCGUGGCGCGCGUCGCGGGCAUCAUGGCCGCCAAGCGCACGCCGGACAUCAUCCCGCUGUGCCACCCGAUCCUGCUCUCGCACGUCGGCGUCGAGCUGGAGCCCGCAUCCGAGCGCGAGGACGAGACGGUGCUGAACGUCGAGGCAACGGUCACCUGCGACGGCAAGACCGGCGUUGAGAUGGAGGCCAUGACUGCUGCUUCGGCGGCGGCGUUGACCGUGUACGACAUGUGCAAGGCGGUCGACAAGGGCAUGGUCAUCGGGGGGUUGAGGGUUGUGUUGAAGGACGGCGGGAAGAGUGGUCGGUGGGAGAUGCCGUGA